CGUCUCAAUUUGCUUGAUUUAAUCUAACUUCUUUUUGCAUAAUACAAAAAAAUUCUAUCUUCGUUAAUUUUCAUUUAUGAGUGUCUUUAUUACAUUCUAUGAUUUUUUAUUUUUUAUUUUGUGUUUAAGUCGAAUUAUCUGGGGAAUUAAAAAUAGUUGAUUUUUUUCGUUGAUAAAUACUAUGUUCGUGUUACAGAGUUGAAUUGAUCGAAUGAAUAACCAGCUAUUUAGUCCUUUCAUUAAAUUUAUAGCCUUCUUAUGUUCUUCAGCUUUUGUUGUAUUGUUUGAUUCAUUGCUGUAGAGUACCUCUCUUAGUGUAAGUAAUAGAAAAAAAUUAUGUGAUAUGAUUAGGAGUGGUGAAUUUUGCACCGUAUAUUUUCCCAACAGAUUAUUUCCAAUUAAUGCCAAAUUGUUCUGUUUGAACUUUUAUUUGAAUUUAUUGCAUGUUGCAUGGCCACAGGAGGACAUAUAUACCAUAUUUGGCUUAGGGAGUAGGUGGGUGGGGUUUGGGGGGUUCCUUGGGUGCAUCACAUAGGGAGAGAGAAAGGAGAGGGUGGCAGGAGCGAGGGUUAACCUCCGAAAUGAAAUACUUGGUACUUCAUGGUUCCUGAAGUCAGCUUUUCGAGUUUGUUGUUGGAUCCUAUCCAAGAUUGUUUGAUCUGUUUCGCAUUUCAUUAUUUAUGAAGGUUUCAUCAAGAAGGAUUUUGAAAAUGUGCUAAUGUCAAGUCCUAGUCAUGGAAAUCUCGGAUGAAAUCCCUGCCAAGAAACAAAAGAGGUUGACUUCUGUAGUUUGGAAUCACUUUGAAAGAGUUAGAAAGGCAGAUACAUGCUAUGCUGUUUGUGUACAUUGCAAAAAGAAACUAAGUGGAUCUAGUAAUAGCGGUACAACCCAUCUAAGGAACCAUUUGAUACGGUGUCUGAAGAGAUCAAAUUAUGAUGUUUCUCAAAUACUUUCCACAAAGAAGAAGAGAAAAGAAAGUAAUCUUGGUCAAAGUACUCUUGCCCUUACAACUGUCAGCUAUGAUGAAGGGAAAAUAAAAGAUGAAAUCAUUAGCUCCAUACCCUUUAAGUUUGAUCAGGAGCACAAGAAAGAAGAAACCAAUCAAGCCAUCAAUUUAGGAAGUGCUAAAUUUGAUCAAAAGCGUAGUCAGUUGGAUCUUGCCCGAAUGAUUAUGUUGCAUGGUUAUCCCUUGGCCAUGGUGGAACAUUUUGGAUUCAAAAUAUUUGUGAAGAAUCUUCAGCCUUUGUUUGAAGUGAAUAAUAAUACUGCCACUGAACUUGACUGUAUGACCAUCUAUGGGAAGGAGAAACAGAAGGUAUAUGAGGCAAUACAUCUUUUGCAUGGUAAAAUCAACCUUUCAGUUGAUAUGUGGCGUUCACCUGAGAAUUCUGAGUAUAUAUGCCUGAUAGCCAACUAUAUUGAUAUGGACUGGAAGCUGCAGAAAAAGAUGCUUAACUUUGUCACAUUGGAUCCAUCUUAUAAUGAUGACGUACUUUCAACGGUUGUUAUUAAAAGUUUGACUGAUUGGGCUAUUGACUGUAAGUUGUUUUCUAUGACAUUUGAUGAUUGUUCUGCUUAUGAUGUUAUGGUUUUCAAGAUUAAGGAUUGGCUAUCUCAAAAUAGGCCUCUUUUGAAGAAUGGUGAGUUAUUUGAUAUCCGUUGUGUGACACAUCUUUUGAUAUCAAUAGUGCAAGAGGUCAUGGAGGCAUUUCACGACGUGACCCAUAAAAUUCGAGAAAGUAUAAGGCAUGUUAAAAGUUUGCAGGAAAUCCAAGGAAAAUUCAACGAAUAUGCUCUACAAGUUGGGAUCAAUAGUAAGAGGAAUUUAGCACUCGACUCUCUGAUGCAAUGGAAUUCGACAUAUAUGAUGCUUGAAGCAGCAUUAGAAUAUCAGGGUGCCUUUUCUCUUCUGCGGGAGAAUGAUGUUACCUACACAACGGCUUUAUCUGAUACAGAGUGGGAAUGGGCAAGUUCUGUUGCUGGUUACAUGAAACUUCUUGUUGAGUUCACCAAUGUUUUCGUUGGAAACAAAUAUUUGACGGCCAACGUAUUUUUUCCAGAGAUAUGCGAUAUGCAUAUUAAAUUAAUUGAAUGGUGUAAGAUUCCUGACGACUUUCUUAAUUCUAUAGCCUCGAAGAUAAAGAACAAGUUUGACAAGUAUUGGAGCAAGUGCAGUUUGACUUUGGCUAUAGCAGCAAUCUUGGAUCCUCGAUUCAAAAUGAAGUUGAUCGAGUAUUAUUAUCCACAGAUUUAUGGCAGUGAAUCCUCAGAUCGCAUCAAAGAAGUUUCUGAUGGUAUCAGGGAACUUUUCAAUGAGUAUGCUGUUGGCUUAGCUUCCCUUGAUCAAGAUUCAUCUCGGUCUGGGGGCAGCUUACCUGGUACUAGCGAUGUUACUAGAGAUAAACUUAAAGGCUUCGACAAGUUCCUAUACGAAACUUCACAGAAUCAUAGUAUGACUCCAGAUCUGGACAAGUAUUUGGACGAACCUGUCUUUCCACGUAAUUAUGAUUUCAACAUAUUAAAUUGGUGGAAAGUUCAUACACCCAGGUAUCCUAUCUUAUCUAUGUUGGCGCGUGACGUUCUCGGGAUUCCCGUGUCUACUCUUGGAUCUGAGGUAGCAUUCAGCGGCAGUGGCAGAAUGCUUGACCAUCAUAGGAGUUCACUCAGUCCUGAUGCUAAAGAAGCUUUGAUAUGUGGGCAAGAUUGGUUGAGAACCGAACUAGAAGCAACCAACCUUCCCACGAGCAAUGCUGCUCUACCACUUUCUGAAACAAGAUGAUAAUUACUUGAGGUAUGUUUAUUAAAUGUAUCUCUAUGAGUUUCAAGAAAUGUAGUUAAGAAUCUGAAUCUGUACUAAUCCGAUGAACCUUGAUUUCAUGCAAAGGUUGAAUGAUAAGCAGAUCAUGUAACAGUUUUGAUUCAAUGUUUCCAAGUAACCUUCAUUGUUGAUGUAUAUCUAUUAUAUGCAAAAUUCUGGAGUCUAUCA
Molecule: messenger RNA, 2987 nt
Organism: Olea europaea var. sylvestris
Lineage: Eukaryota; Viridiplantae; Streptophyta; Magnoliopsida; Lamiales; Oleaceae
Product: zinc finger BED domain-containing protein RICESLEEPER 1-like
Exons: 3
Coding region: 735-2780 (681 amino acids)
Molecular function (GO): DNA binding; protein dimerization activity
Source: RefSeq, a predicted model, not a curated record